Molecule: messenger RNA, 1758 nt
Organism: Ramularia collo-cygni
Lineage: Eukaryota; Fungi; Ascomycota; Dothideomycetes; Mycosphaerellales; Mycosphaerellaceae
Product: related to D-3-phosphoglycerate dehydrogenase
Exons: 9
Coding region: 1-1758 (585 amino acids)
Biological process (GO): L-serine biosynthetic process
Molecular function (GO): NAD binding; phosphoglycerate dehydrogenase activity
Source: RefSeq, a predicted model, not a curated record
AUGACGAAGACAUCACCGCCUCCAAAAGUGCUCAUUCCAGAGAAGAUCUCUCCAGAUGGUCUCAGUUUACUACAGACAUCUUUGGAAGUUGAAGAGAGAAAAGGCUUGAGCGAACAGGAAUUGAUUGAGUUGAUACCCCAAUAUGAUGCACUCAUCGUCCGCUCAGAGACAAAAGUCACGGCGGAAUUGCUAGCUGCAGGCAAGAAGCUCCGAGUCGUUGCUCGUGCUGGAGUCGGCGUCGACAAUGUGGACUUACAGGCCGCAACGAAGCUUGGUAUCAUUGUUGUGAACAGUCCUCAAGGGAACAUCAAUGCCGCCGCUGAACAUACAAUUGCGUUGCUGAUGGCUGUGGCAAGGAACAUUGGUCAUGCUACAGUGAGUAUCAAGUCUGGUAAAUGGGAGCGUAGCAAGAUGAUUGGCGUUGAAGUCAAAGGCCGAACACUUGCGAUCGUUGGGCUUGGUAAAGUCGGAUUGACCGUGGCACGCGCCGCUGGUGGGCUGGGAAUGAACAUCAAAGGAUACGACCCCUAUGCGAAUACCACCCUUGCUGCCGCAGCAAAUGUCGAGCUUCUACCCACUCUUGCAGAGCUGCUAAAGAGUGCAGAUUUCCUCACUCUGCACACUCCUAUGAUCGCAUCGACUAAAGGGCUGAUCAGUACUGCCGAGUUGGCUACUAUGAAGCCUACAGCUCGCGUUCUCAAUGUGGCUAGAGGAGGCAUUAUUGACGAAGCAGCACUGCUUGCUGCAUUGGAAGCGGGUACGAUUGCUGGAGCAGGUAUCGAUGUCUUUACCAGUGAGCCACCACAAGCUGGUGAUGCUGCAUCUCAGCUCAUUGCUCACCCGAAAGUGGUAGCAACACCUCAUCUGGGUGCAUCUACGGCCGAAGCUCAGGAAAACGUUUCAAUCGAUGUAUGCGAGCAGGUCCUGUCUAUCUUGUCUGGACAGCUCCCGAGGAGCGCAGUCAACGCACCAAUCAUCAUGCCAGAAGAAUACCGCACUCUCCAGCCCUUCGUCUCCUUGCUGGAGAGAAUGGGCUCAUUGUAUAUGCAACAUUUCGGACCGACCAACACGACUGAACGACUGCGUACAACAUUCGAUUUGAUAUACGAGGGCUCUCUUGCAUCUGCCAACACAACCAAGCCACUCUUUGCAGCACUCAUCAAGGGUCUCCUCCAACCCAUCACAAGCACUCAAGACACCAACAUCAACCUAGUCAACGCCGAACUCAUUGCCAAAGAACGUGGGCUCCUCGUCAACGAAUCACGCGCACGUGAGAACGUCGAUCAGGAAGGCUAUUCCGCCUCUGUAACUUUGCGAGCUCGUGUCGACCCUCGCUCGCCCUCGGCCAGCCGCGCUCCACGACCUGAUCCUUUCGCGGAGCCUGCGUCUCGCGCGAAGAAGACCGAGGACCACAUCAUAUCUGGCUUUGUCUCCAACAAUACUCCGUACAUCUCCCGCUUGGGCAACUUUCAAACCUCGUUCGUUCCGGAGGGCACUCUACUUAUCGCGAGAAACUAUGACGAGCCGGGUAAGAUUGGAAAGGUGGGAGGUAUUCUGGGUAAAGCGGGCGUCAACAUUCGGUUCAUGAGUGUUGCGCCUAUUGAUGUCGGUGGCCGGUCCGAUGUGGCGAAUGGUGGUCAGAACGGAGAGAAUGAAGCAUUGAUGAUCUUGGGUGUGGAUCGAGCUGUUGAGGAGAGCGUCAGAAAGGAGCUGAUCACGCAGCAAGGAGUUCUGGAAACUAGAGUCGUGGUGUUGUAG